Molecule: messenger RNA, 1580 nt
Organism: Sycon ciliatum
Lineage: Eukaryota; Metazoa; Porifera; Calcarea; Leucosolenida; Sycettidae
Product: piwi-like protein 1
Exons: 9
Coding region: 1-1068 (355 amino acids)
Biological process (GO): regulatory ncRNA-mediated gene silencing
Cellular component (GO): P granule
Molecular function (GO): RNA endonuclease activity; piRNA binding
Source: RefSeq, a predicted model, not a curated record
AUGGGACUCAAGGUUGGGAACCCCUUGCAGGCUCAGCUUCAACAUGACCGGGCCAGCGAGUAUGUGAAUUGCAUCACUUGGGAACUUUCACAGGCAUAUCAACAAGAAAACCCCUUCACGCUGGUGUGCUGUCUGUUGCCCUCCGCCGAUAAGUCCCGCUAUGACGCUAUCAAGAAGGUGACGUGUUGCGGACACCAUCCAGUCCCAUCCCAGUGCAUCACAUCUAAGAAAUUAGCUCCCAAUGCAAGACUUAUGUCCAUUGUCACCAAGAUAGCCAUGCAGAUCAAUGUCAAAAUGGGCGGAGAGCUCUGGCGCCACCCGGCGCAAAGUGCAUUCGACAGUACCAUGACCAUCGGGCUCGACGUCUUCCACCAGAGGGGCCAGAGCUCCGUUGGUGCCUUCGUGGCGUCUCUCAACAAGACUAAUUCCAGGUACUUUUCGCGAGCUAUGAUCCAUGAACAGAGGCAAGAGAAUAUGGAUCAGCUGGAAAGUCCUACUGCAGAUGCUCUACGUGCAUACUGGAACCAAACUCGAAGCUACCCAAAGAACAUAGUCGUCUUCCGCGAUGGUGUUGGAGAUGGACAGCUGGCUUAUGUUCGUGACAAUGAGUGCGACCAGAUCAUACGUGGCAUAGAACGUAUUGUGCCUGAAGGACAGACCGUUGGCGUGUGCUUCGUUGUUGUUCAGAAGCGGAUCAACCACCGCUUCUAUAGGACGAGAGGUCGUUACAAGGAAAACCCAUUGCCCGGAACAGUCAUUGACGAUGUCGUUACGCGCGAAAAAUGGUAUGACUUCUUUCUCUGUAGUCAGAGUGUCAACCAAGGCACCGUGACUCCGACCCAUUACAACAUUAUCUUUGAUACUUGGAAAGGAGCGAAUAAUACAGAAUUGACGCCGAACCAAAUCCAGUCGCACACCUACCUUCAAACACACAAUUACUACAAUUGGCCGGGUACGAUAAGAGUACCAGCACAAUGCCAGUAUGCUCACAAGCUAGCCUAUCUGGUCGGCGAACACACCAUCCAUUUGCCGAACCCACAUCUCGAUAACCGUCUAUACUACCUCUAAUCGGCCUACUCCCACUGUGGCUGUGUCUCCACUGGACUAUGGAGAAACAGCCCUGCAUGGCAGCUAGCUUAUCUGGUAGGCGGAAAAUACCGUUGAAUUGCCUCUGAUCGGCCUGCUCACAGUGUGUCUCCACGGAACUAUGGAUGAACAGCCCUGCAUGGCAGUGCACUGCAUCAUGCGGCAGCUGAAAAAGAGGAACAGACAUUUGACUUUUCCAUUCAAUUCUACUGAUACAGUUUAAGUUGCUUUUCACAUUUGGAGUUUCUGUAAAACCUUGAAUUGAAUUCCUACAGGACCGGUGUUUCAAAUCGAAGCACAAGCUGGAAUUUUUGAGUUUCACACAUACAUGCCAACCUGGAGGGUUGAGUUCCCUGGACAACGAAACUGAAUUCCCUUGAUUUUGACCAUUUUUCCCUAAUGAUUGUCUCUAGAAAACUUGUUAGGAAAUUUUAUUAUCCAUCUUUUGUUUUUGUUGAUUACUACAUCCAAUGUCCGCGUCGCUGAUUCUGCUG